AUGAAAACCGACCUGGAGCUCGCCUUGGAGUGCGCCAUCAACAUCUACCACCAGUACGCCAUAAAGAACCCCAUAGAUGACUACCUGAACAAGUCCGAGUUCUCGGAGCUGCUGAAGGAGACCGCCAAGCCCUUCCUCCACAACACCGUGCCGCCUAACAUGUCCGUCGAUGACUACAUAAGCAAGCUCUUCACCAAGGCAGACAGCAACUAUGACGGUCGCCUGAAGUUUACCGAGUUCCUGACCACGCUGAAUCUCGUAGUCAUUGAUGCCCAUAAUAGGUCCCACCAGCAUCCAGAUACCGGUCACGGCCUUGGCCACAGCCACGACCACGGCCACGAUCACGGCCACGACCAUGGUCAUGGUCCCCGCAAGUGA
This is a messenger RNA of Leptosomus discolor (cuckoo roller), 378 nucleotides long. Its product is annotated as protein S100-A12-like. Lineage: Eukaryota; Metazoa; Chordata; Aves; Leptosomiformes; Leptosomidae. Gene Ontology annotation, molecular function: calcium ion binding; calcium-dependent protein binding. Gene Ontology annotation, cellular component: extracellular exosome; cytoplasm. Gene Ontology annotation, biological process: endothelial cell migration. The record is from RefSeq and is a predicted model, not a curated record.